CAAACCUUGCCAUUUUUUAUUUAUUUCUUGAAGUGGUGUUUAAUUAUAUAAUUUAAAACUGCAACUGUUUAACGUUAAUAAGCGUUAAUUUGUGUGAAUAAAGCGCCACUCAUGAGUAACAGGAAAAGUGCGUCUCAUUUUCGCUCCCUAUAUAGUGAACCAGUUUGUCAUAAAUACGAUUUCUGCCACUGUCAAGUAGUGCUGAGACAAACUGAGCUUAAAAUCCAUGUAAUUUGAAGCAGUUGUUUAGUGAAAUGAUUUAUUAAGAAUCGCUCGAAUCACCGCACGCUGCUCAAUACAAUGACAGAGUGUCCAAACACACAGAAGACUCCUGCUGAAGCGACUGAGAUCCACGUGACACUAUUAUAAAGAUGGCGUUUAUUAAAGAGGAGUGUGAAGACAUUAAAAUUGAAGAAGCAGUCAGGGUGAAACAAGAAGAUACCGAGGAACAAACAGAUCUGAUGCCACUGAAAGAGGAGUAUAAUUUAUUGAAUGAAAUGGAAGAGAAAAAUCAGUUUGAGAAGCAUCAGGAUUCUAUACCUGGAGAAAAAUGUUGCUCACAGACUGAAAAGAAACCUCGAAAGUUACGGGCUCUGCCUCCAUUAAUCUGCUUUCAUUGUGGAAAGUAUUUCAAUCAACAUGGAAACCUUACAGUCCAUCUGAGAGUUCAUUCUGGAGAGAAGCCUUUCACCUGCCAAGAGUGUGGAAAGUGUUUUACUCAAAAAGCACACCUUAAAGUGCAUAUGAGGGUUCACAUUAGGGAGAGCUCUUUCACCUGCCAGCAGUGUGGAAAAUAUUUUAACAGAAAAAAUAACUUUAUAUUCCACAUGAGAACUCAUGCUAAUGAGAGCUCUUCCACAUGCCUGCAGUGUGGAAAAAUAUUUAGCAAAAGAGGAAACCUUAAAGAACACAUGAGAAUUCACACUGGAGAGAAGCCUUACACAUGUCCUCAGUGUGGAAAGAGUUUUAGCCGAAAAGGAAAUCUUAGCGAUCACGUAAGAAUUCACACUGGAGUGAAGCCUUACAUUUGCCAACAGUGUGGAAAAAGUUUCAAUAAAUCUAGUACCUUGAAAAUUCACAUGAGAAUUCACACUGGAGAGAGCUCUUUUAACUGCCAACAAUGUGGAAAACAUUUUGAUCAACAAGGAAACCUUAAAAACCACAUGAUAAUUCACACUGGAGAGAAGCCAUUUGUGUGUGAUCAGUGUGGAAAGAGUUUCAACUUAAAAGGAAAUCUAAAAGUUCACAUGAGAGUUCACAGCGGAGGGAGUCCUUUCACCUGUCAACAGUGUGGAAAAACUUUUACUCGAAAAGGAAGCCUCAAAGUCCACAUGAGAGUUCACACUGGAGAGCAGCCUUUUAUAUGCCUUCAGUGUGGAAAGAGUUUUCCACAUAAGAAAAACCUUAAAUCCCACAUGAGAAUUCACACUGGAGAGAAGCCAUUCACAUGUGAUCAGUGUGGAAAGAGUUUCAGAUAUAAAUUUACCCUUAAUCACCACAUGAGAAUUCACUCAAAAGAAAAAUUAAUUAAAUGUCAUAAGUAUUGAAGGGGUUUAAGAGACAGGAAUCAGCUAAAGAAUCAUGAGAAAAAUUCACAUUAGACCAAAGCCUUUAAUUUGGCCUUUGUGUGGGAUAAGAUUCAAACUUAAAGCAAACAUUACCAUUCACAUGAGACCUCACACUGUACAGUGGACUUAUCAGUCAGACUUCAUGUAAUUUCCUGACUUGUUCUGGAAUUAAAUUGUACUGUUUCUUAUUUAGGCAUAAGAAAUGCAGUAGUUUCAGAAAUUACCUACAUAUUCACUCUGAUAGAAGAGAAUAUUCAUCAUUCACAGAUACACCUGAAAUGUAAUUGUGAAAAUUCUCAAUACAAAUAUAAAUCAUUUGAUAUGAAA
This is a messenger RNA of Carassius carassius (crucian carp), 1895 nucleotides long. Its product is annotated as gastrula zinc finger protein XlCGF49.1-like. The transcript is spliced from 3 exons. NCBI's taxonomy places the organism in Eukaryota, Metazoa, Chordata, Actinopteri, Cypriniformes, Cyprinidae. Gene Ontology annotation, molecular function: RNA polymerase II cis-regulatory region sequence-specific DNA binding; DNA-binding transcription factor activity. Gene Ontology annotation, biological process: regulation of transcription by RNA polymerase II. The record is from RefSeq and is a predicted model, not a curated record. The coding region runs from base 372 to 1547 and encodes 391 amino acids.